AUGUCACUCCUUCAGACGCCCGCCGAAAUCCAAGAACGGGACCGAAAAGCCCAAAUCUUGGUGGAGACUGCCCGACAACUCGAAAAUCAGAGAUACGAGCUCCUCCAACAGCUCACCUCUGUAACCCAGUCUCUGUCUUCCAUCUGGGCAGAAUACGGACUUCUCCACAACACCUCUGUUCUCAUCAACCGCCUCCCAUCCGAAGUCCUAUGUCUCAUCUUCUCCCACUGUCUAAGCUCUUCCAAACCAGCCGAGGGACAGGGAAGCUUCCCAUAUGAAGCGGAGAAACGCCCACCGGAAAUAACUAUCACCCACGUCUGCCAGCAUUGGCGACAACACGCUUUGCAAUUCCCCCAGCUCUGGAGUACGUUCCGGUACAAGACGCCUAAAUGGAGACGCGACCCUAUACAGCGGUUUAAUGCUUAUAUGGAACGCUCGUAUCCCCUCAGCGUAGACCUGUAUGUUUACCUGAAAGGCGUCCCACAUGAGGACCUCUCCAUCCUCCAAGCAGCGGCUCACCACGUCGAACGCUGGCGGGGCGUCAACAUCGUCUCCGACGACAACAACUUUGACUGGUCGAAGCUCCAAACCGCUCUCGAACACAAGGCUGCACAAAAUUUGGAGUACCUGUCCUUCCGACCGAGCUUGGUUGUGACUGGCCACACGAGUAAUGGGCAUGUUACCCCGGUCUCGAGGUUGGACCCCAAGAUCCUCACGCUGGGUGCACCCAAGCUGAGCCAGGUCCGUUUGGACGCGACUGUUCCCUAUUUUUUCCUUCCACCGCUGUCGAACGCGUCGACCAUAUGUCUGGACGCGAAAUAUAUGGGUCCGACAUCGGUUACUUGGGGCGCAUUCCUCGGCAUCCUCGCCCUCCCCAACCUAGAGAACUUAUCCAUCGGGGGACAUGUUGUCUCACCACCGAACAGCGACCAACUCCACGAACCUAUCCUCGUGGCCUCACUCAAACACCUGCGGUGGUCCAGCGAUGGCGAGCGGCUCUCCCAAUUCAUCUCACACCUAGACGCCCCCAACCUCGAAUCCCUCAUUCUAUGCGGGAUGCAACUCGCACCUCAGCCCGUCACCCCGGAAGCCAAAGUCCACCUCCCAGCCCUCCGCUCCCUGCACAUCAUCGAAUGUGGAGGUCUCAGUACGCACGCCAUCCGUUUCUUAGCCGAGGGCAGUCCAAACCUUCGCCGCCUCUUCAUGUCGUAUUAUCGCCCGAAAGAAGGGGAUCACCUUUUGGACUACCUAAACCAAGAGUCCAAGGAUGGGAACACGCAUUGGCCUAAUCUAGAGGGGGUGACAUGCUACCUGCACCAGGUAGACGAGGUCGCUCCGUACUUGGACUUUGUCCAGUCACGAGUGCCGUCUCCGGAAGGUGAGCAGCCAAGUGCUCGUCGCAGUCUCAUGGGCCUGAGAGUAAGCAAACGCUUGCUCCGGUCCUGGGAAACACAGUCGCCUGAAGGGUACUCCACCCUUCGCGACUUGUGCGCUUUGAGCUGCUGGGAGACUGUAAGAGAUAUCCUCCCGCAAGUUUGGCCUCCUGGGUGUCAGCCUGGUUUGUCGAUGGCCAACGAUCGGUCUGACCAGUUUGGGUUUGCGGUUGAUUGGAACGAGUUCUGA
This is a messenger RNA of Coprinopsis cinerea okayama7#130, 1623 nucleotides long. RefSeq lists its product as hypothetical. The coding region runs from base 1 to 1623 and encodes 540 amino acids. Lineage: Eukaryota; Fungi; Basidiomycota; Agaricomycetes; Agaricales; Psathyrellaceae. The transcript has a single exon. The record is from RefSeq and is a predicted model, not a curated record.